AUGGGUCAGUGGCUAGCGUCCGCAUUCAAGUCGCUCCUGGGGAAGCAGGAGGUGCGCAUCUUGAUGGUGGGUCUUGAUGCUGCUGGUAAGACGACAAUUCUAUACAAGCUCAAGCUCGGCGAGAUCGUCACCACGAUCCCCACGAUUGGGUUUAACGUGGAGACGGUGGAGUACAAGAACCUUAAGUUCACCAUGUGGGAUGUCGGCGGCCAGGAUGUCCUGCGCCCGCUGUGGCGCCACUACUACCAAAAUACAAACGGCAUCAUCUUUGUUGUGGACUCCAACGACAGAGAGCGGAUUGGCAAGGCGCGACAGGAGCUGGAGAAGAUGCUUACAGAGGACGAGCUUCGCAAUUCUAUUCUCCUUGUAUUUGCCAACAAGCAGGACCUGCCCAAUGCAAUGAGUACGACAGAGGUAACGGAAAAGCUUGGACUGCAGUCGGUGCGUCAGCGCAACUGGUAUAUUCAAGGAUGUUGCGCCACUUCGGCUCAGGGCUUGUACGAGGGCUUGGACUGGCUUGCCGCAAAUAUUAAAAAAACAACACAAUAG
This is a messenger RNA of Trypanosoma rangeli, 549 nucleotides long. Its product is annotated as ADP-ribosylation factor 1. Gene Ontology annotation, molecular function: GTPase activity; GTP binding. The record is from RefSeq and is a predicted model, not a curated record. NCBI's taxonomy places the organism in Eukaryota, Euglenozoa, Kinetoplastea, Trypanosomatida, Trypanosomatidae. Gene Ontology annotation, biological process: vesicle-mediated transport; intracellular protein transport. Gene Ontology annotation, cellular component: cytoplasm. The transcript has a single exon. The coding region runs from base 1 to 549 and encodes 182 amino acids.